GGAGGAAGAUCGACCGAAAAUGGCCUUUGUAUUAUUUGAAGGAACGUGGCAGUGGGUUCGAUGCCCGAUGGGGAUUUGCAACACGCCUGCCAUGUUUCAACGGGCUAUGAACGUGACAUUCCAGAACUUCGUUAACAAGACGCGGCUCACUCAGGGGAUGAUUAACUUAUGCGUCAUCGUGUACAUGGACGACAUCCUCGUCUACUCGGAGACCUAUCACGGACAUGCACAACACAUCAAGUGGACGCUAGGAGCUCUGAGAGAUGCUGGGUUCAAGAUCGUGUUCGAAAAGAGUGAGUUUUUCCUUUCGGAAAUCUCGUUCUUGGGUUACGUGGUGACACGUGGAGGACUGCGACCAGAUUCAAGAAAGGUCGCGGCGGUGAAAGAUGCUCCUGUCCCCACGUUAGUGACGCAGGUUCGAGCUUUCCUGGGACUGGCAUCGUACUACCGUCGCUUGAUCAAAGGCUUCGCUGUGAUCGCACGGCCUUUGAUGAAUCUGCUGCGAAAGGACCAGUUCCUCAAUUGGGACGCAGAGUGUGAGCAGGCCUUCGCCACCCUCAAAGGCGCUUUGGUGGCGGCACCUAUUUUGAUCUGGCCGGACCCUACGAAGCAGAUCAUUCUCAUCACGGACUGGCAGCCAGAGGCGAUUUCCGUUAUUCUAGCGCAGAAGGAGAACGACGGUCGAGAGCACGUCAUCAGGGACGUAGAGCACCACGCUUGGUUCGCAUACAUGGAGCUGUUGAUCAUCCAAGAGUGGAGAACGGAGGUGGAAGGAAACCUUUUUUUGUUCGGAUCGGUGCGUCCCGGUUAUCGCCACCAGAUCGUACAGGAACUCACGAUUCCCCUCGCGCAGCUGGUUGACGAUCUCCCUCUCGAUAUCAUCUUGCAGUGCGACGAGAGCCCGAUCCCGCACGUCUUUUCACGGGCUUUGACACCCUACCUGUACUGGUCGGCUUGCCUCGAGGAGUUAGCGGGCAACAACAACCCGCCCUCGCAACAACCAUACAUGGAUCCCCGGGGGAUAAUCGACCUCGCUUUCUUUCAGCCUCGAACGGCCUCCAAAGAUGAAGUGAUAGCACUAGAGGAGGAGGAGGAAGAGGACGAGGAGGGAAGCGAAGAAGAAGACGAAACCCGGGAAGACGGAAGUUACAGCGAGCACAACGAGGGAGAGCAGAGCGACGACGAGGAAGAAGACGACAAGGUGGAAGAUGAGGAAUCUGAGUGGGAAACCCUGGGAGAAGAGGCGGAUCGCGUGGAAGGCGAGGAGGAGGAUCUUGAGGCGGUACAGAAGAGAGAAGAAAUCGCCGCCGACAAGCGGCAGCUGGAGUACGCAAGUGAGGCGGAUCUGCCAAUCUCGAACGAUCCAGCUAAGGAUCCGAAGCCGCCUAAGCCAGAAGAUGGGGACCUUGCUGCCGAGACUUCGAGCGGCUCAGUCAGGCGGCGACGAAGCCGAUCCCCCUCCCCCUCCACCUCAGCCCGUCCACCAAUUCGAGCUCUUAGCCCCGCGACCUCCAUGCUCGGAUCAAGUGCAUACGAUGAAGAAAGAAGGAAAAGUUAUGGGGAGCGAAAUGGUAUAAAAAAGCCAAGGUAUGAAGACGAAGAAGACGAGGAUCAAUUUUGCGAAAUGGAUGCAAACGAUGACCAAGCAGAGAAAUUGAAGGGGUCGGAGGACACACCCGACAACAAGGAGGAGUCUGAAUCUGCAGCCGAUUGCGAUGACGAAGGAGAGGACGAAGGAGAGGACGAAGAUGUUGACAAAGACGAACACAUUCAAGACGAGGAUGAAGAGGAUAAUUGAGGACUUACCAAGAACGUUCAAUCACCAAGAAAGGUAUAGAUAUAAUUUCACGAG
Chara braunii is the source of this 1852-nucleotide messenger RNA. The record is from the annotation of a GenBank genome assembly. Lineage: Eukaryota; Viridiplantae; Streptophyta; Charophyceae; Charales; Characeae.